CAUAUAGAUCGAAAGAGCAUCAUCGUAUCAUCACCGACUCACCCACGAGCGAAAAACGCUGCGUUACACUGUCGGUGUCAGGAAAAAGAAAGAAAGCUCAGAAAACACACAAACACAAAGUGAAGAAAACGAAACUGAAACGGGCAAAAAAUGGAAACUUUGCCUUCCAAAGUGUGCGGAUCGUGAUGUUUGAGUCAUACAUUUGCUUUUAUGCUCCGGCAAUGCAUCAUCAUCAUCUGCCAUAAUUGAUCCUCAGUUUCUCCGAAUAAUUUCGACAGACACAUGUUGAUUCUCCCUUUUCGAUUGUUCCAAGGAUCCGGGUGUUUUUUUUUUUGUGACUUAGCUGCUCCAUUAUUAUUGGAUUUUUAGGUUCCUUGCAUAUCGAAAGAAUCAACCUUUCCUUGCACGUAUAUACGAAUCCCACGCGUUCAGUAAAGGGUUCUGCAAUCUCGCGCCACUACCACCACCGGCCUCUCUCCUGCAUCUGCUACUGCUACUGCAAAUGGGCUAUCUCCAGGAGGAGCUCCAUCAUCAGCUCCCAGGAAUGCUGCAUCAGCAUUGAUCACCUUUUCAGAUGAACUGGUCUGUGUCUGAAUCUUGGGACGUGCUUUGGAAUGGCUCUGCAUAGAACCAAUGGUGAAUUGUUCACUGAGAGAAGAAACAUCGUUGAUGCAGUUUUCAAUUCUUUUGAAAAAAGUGAUCAUGGCUCUAGAGUUUUACGUCGUGGUCGAAGGUUUGGUCGGAUUACCAAACACAAGCUUUCACGCUGGAUUUUCCUUCUCACAGCACUCCUUUCAAUACUUCUAACAGUUUAUGGUUUGAAAAUGUUUUUUCAAGCUAAAAUGGAAUCCAAGUUCUCAACAAUACCACACAGUAUACAAGAAGAACGUAACCUACAAGAAAAUAUUGUGGUAUCUGAUGAUGGAAAGACGUCUAAAGAAAAUAUUGCGGUGUCUGAUGAUGGAAAUACGUCUAAAGAAAAUAUUGUGGUAUCUGAUGUUGGAAACACUUCUAAAGGGAAGCGCCGAAAGCAUUUUCCGUGUGAAGUUGGACUUCUGGAAUCUGUAGAUGGCCUUGUUGAACCCAAAAAUUAUAUGAACUUCACAUGGUUUUCUCUAGAGUAUGUUGACCAUGAAGAUAGAACAUCCAAAAUUGAUUUAUUUGAACCUCGAUUUGGAGGACAUCAGACUCUAGAGGAAAGAGAAAAUUCAUUUUAUGCAAAAAACCAGACUCUUCAUUGUGGUUUUGUAAAAGGGAAACCAGGACAUCCAAGCACUGGAUUUGAUAUAAAUGAAAAAGAUAAGGCUUAUAUGUACAGAUGUAAGGUUGCAGUUUCUUCUUGCAUUUUUGGAAGCUCUGAUUUCCUCCGGAGGCCUACAAGUAGACUGAUCAGUCAAUAUUCAAAGGACAAUGUUUGUUUUGUUAUGUUCCUGGAUGAUCAAACUCUAUCCAAACUUUCAUCAGAAGGAAGCAGUCCUGAUGAGAGAGGGUACAUUGGCUUGUGGAAAAUAGUUGUUGUAAAAAACUUGCCAUAUGAAGACAUGCGGAGAACUGGCAAGGUGCCAAAAUUUUUAUCACAUCGCCUCUUCCCACAUUCUAGGUAUUCAAUUUGGCUUGACAGCAAGAUGCGACUCAACUCUGACCCUAUGCUGAUUAUUGAAUAUUUUUUGUGGCGAAGGAAGGCAGAAUAUGCCAUUUCAAAUCACUAUGAUCGCCACAAUGUUUGGGAGGAGGUACUCCAAAAUAAGCGCUUAAAUAAAUACAACCAUACAGCAAUUGAUGAACAAUUUAACUUUUACCAGUCUGAUGGCCUCCCCAAGGUUGACCCAUCAAAGCCAAAUGAUCCUCUUCCGAGUUAUGUUCCUGAGGGUUCUUUCAUAAUCAGGGCACAUACACCAAUGUCAAAUUUAUUUUCAUGUCUUUGGUUCAACGAAGUUGAUCGAUUUACAUCUCGUGAUCAACUAAGCUUUGCUUAUACCUAUUUGAAACUUAGGAGAAUGAAUCCAGAGAGACCAAUUCAGCUAUAUAUGUUCAAGGAUUGUGAACGUAGAGCAUUACUGAAGCUAUUCCGGCAUAGGGAACUUCCAUCUCCACGAGAGACUGCUUGAUCAGUUCCAGAUAUAUAAGGGAUGCACACUACACUAAUGGCACAGGUCAUCAUAUUUGACAUCCCUUCCAGCUUGAUUAGCCUGACAAGACAUGCAUGAUAUGUUUUAAGCUGGACCAAACAGAGGCAAACUCAUUCCUUGUUCAAAAAAAAUAAAAGAGGCAAACUCAUUCCUUGCAGAACAGUGGAUUCUUAUAAUUCCUUGCAGCCUCGGCUGAAGAGUGAUUGCAGGUGCAUUUUUGUGGCCAAGGAUUUUACUGGGGUUCAGUGGAAGUUCUUUAUGAGGGAAGGGCAAGUUGAUCAAGGUUUUAGUUUGUUCAGCUUCCUCAUGUUAGUGUCAAAUAUGGGGGAUGGGGUGAUUUUGCUACCAUGUAAGAAUACACUUUCUUUUUUCUGUGUAAACAUGCAACAGGUUCUCCUUCCUCUCCCAGUCAUAAGUAGAGGGUAUUGGCUGAUCAUAAAAACUGUAAAUUGCCUUUCAUUUUAGUAACAUUUUUGGUGAAGAGUAUUUUUCUUUCUGUAAGGUGUCCUCACAUCAAAAUAAAAAAUCAACCGCUUUUCUUUACA
This is a messenger RNA of Glycine soja, 2674 nucleotides long. RefSeq lists its product as uncharacterized. The record is from RefSeq and is a predicted model, not a curated record. The transcript is spliced from 10 exons. Bases 615 to 2108 code for a protein of 497 amino acids. Lineage: Eukaryota; Viridiplantae; Streptophyta; Magnoliopsida; Fabales; Fabaceae.